AUGUGGCGUUGGCUAUCAAGAUUUUCCGGGGACCGAGGUCCACCGGAGGAUCAGCAACGCUCCCGCACUUUGCCCCGCCAUGCCUCUGAGUCCCCUUCACCCAACUCUUGGCGUGAUGGUCCCGAUCGCCAAAGGAAGGCUAACACCAUGGACAAUGCUCACGAGGAGGACGGAGCCGUUAACAGCACAACAACCCCGCAGAAACGCAGUCGUUUUGCAUUUCUUAGACCCCGCCGCGGAAGAACUCUAUCCUUUUCGCGAAAUGCCAGCAAGCCGAGGGAGGGGAAGAAGAGCUUGGAUGGGUUCGCUUCCCCUAUCACCUCGACUCACUCCUCCCCUGCCCGUCAGGUCUCCGGACAGAAAUCCCAGAUUAGUGAGCGGCCGGUUAAGCAUGACCUUCCUCCAGUUGAUUCAUCUCAGCCCUCAUCCAGUGCGAGUACGCUCUCGGACAAGGAUAUAACACCGACCACGGAAGAGCCUAGAGCUUUUAAAACGCUCGAGAAGAAGAGUGCCGACGGCCCCAGACUCCCUUCUGAGGAGGAAGAAUCAAAGCGAAACCCACCCACCAGUAAAAAACGUGCCAAAAGGCCCCACAGCCCAGCUUCUCCUCCCCCGCAGUCUCCGUCCUCUUCGUCGGGCAGACCAAGCAGGAGGGAUGCCAAGAGCAGGACCCUCACCAAGCCUUCUUUUCUCCAUUUUACCAAACAAUCUCCCGUCUGUGAUCCCUUAACGUAUAAGAUCAUUACGCAUCUUGAGGAACGUUCGGCACAGUUGAACAGUUUUGGAGCAUUCUGUUACAACUCAAGUUCUAAAGUAAAGAGUUUCACGCCACUGUAUGCACCACUGCGAGGAAUGAAUCGUGGCUCAGCCGAGGCGGCAGAUCAAAGGCCACCCUUCCUGCUUUAUGCUAAAAGAGUGUUCUGUAUGCUGGUCUAA
Dibothriocephalus latus is the source of this 936-nucleotide messenger RNA. The record is from the annotation of a GenBank genome assembly. NCBI's taxonomy places the organism in Eukaryota, Metazoa, Platyhelminthes, Cestoda, Diphyllobothriidea, Diphyllobothriidae.